CCGCUCGCCUGCUGAAGUCACUAGCAGGCAGACACAGUCUGGCGAGCCUCUCACGCGGAUACAGGGCAAGCGAACUCUGCAAGACACCACACAAUCGCCAGGUUACGCAUCAUGUGUGACAACAAUACAGUCUAGUGGGUGUUGUGUUGUUAUUUUGUCUAUCGUGACGCAGUAUUUUUGGAGGACGAAUUGCCGAUCGUUAUAGAAGUGCACGCCGUUGCGUCUGUCCACGAGGGGUAGCUGUUUGAAACUCGACGUUGCGCUGAGGUGCAUGUGAUACAAUUCACUUUAUAGUAUUGUACCAGCCUGGAAAGCGGAGAUUUCCACGGACGGAAUAGUGCAGCCGCCAAACUGUACCCAGCAACAGCAUUCUUGCCCAUUCGCAUUUUCUUUCACGUCGGAGCACUCCUAUAAAGAGAUCAAGAAAAGAGAGAAGACGGAGUCGGACGACGGUUGGAGACUGAGUCCUUAUGAAGACCAGGCUGACAACGCCAUUGUAGAUUGUUCCUCUAACUAUGACGGGCAUGGAAGGAAACGGUAUAUUGAAACACGAGAUUCACAACGGAUUGGUACCAAUGAAUGGAAAUCAGAAUGGAACCUCUGGAAGGUCAUCACCAAAUGGUGGCGGUGGCAGUGGGGGUGAUCCAGCACCAGGAAAGCUAUUUGUUGGAGGUCUCAGCUGGCAGACGUCAUCAGAAAAGCUGAAGGAAUAUUUUGGGAUGUUUGGAACUGUUACAGAUGUUUUGAUUAUGAAAGACCCAGUGACACAGAGGAGCCGUGGCUUUGGUUUCAUCACAUUUGAGGAUCCACAGACUGUUGAGAAAGUGCUCAAAGUGCCAAUACACACACUGGAUGGCAAAAAGAUUGAUCCAAAACAUGCUACACCGAAGAACAGGGGCAAAGUCACCAACCGGACCAAGAAAAUAUUUGUAGGUGGUGUGAGCCAAGACACAUCAUCUGAUGAAGUGAAAGCAUAUUUCAAUCAGUUUGGAAAAGUCGAAGAAACUGUAAUGCUGAUGGACCAGCAAACAAAACGUCACCGAGGAUUCGGUUUCGUCACGUUUGAAGAUGAAGACACGGUAGACCGUGUCUGUGAGAUUCACUUCCAUACCAUCAAAAAUAAGAAAGUAGAAUGCAAACGUGCACAGCCUAAAGAAGCUGUUCAAAGUGCUCUACUGGGAAAGAGAGUAGUUUUGGGUCCUCUGGGUGUCCGGGUAGGUGCAGCACCACCUCUAACCCCUGCUGGACAGCUGGCUGCAGCACAGGUUCAUGUACAAGCUGCCGCCCAAGUGCAGAAUGCAGCAGCCCUGGCUGGUUAUGGAAAACUCUUUGGAGCAUACCCAGCACUGGCAAGUUACCGCUAUGCUCCGUAUCCCUUACCAGCUGCCGCAGCCGCUCCUGCUCCGGCUCCUACUACUGCAGCCGCAGCCGCCGCUGCUGCUGCCACACCGGCCCUGGCUCCUCCAACUGCUUUACCAGCCAACCCCUACCAGGGCUACAGUCUGACCAACGUCGAUAUGUCUAGCUUCCAAGGUGUGGACUGGGGGUCCAUGUACGGAAUGGGAAUGUACGUCUGAAGUGUGCCAUUCCUUGCAAUUUGCUACAGGAGGUUUUGUAAAAUUGUAGUGCGAGUGUGACUUGUGAGCGUCAGCUCCCUAUCCUGUAACCUUUAAUCUUUUUUUUUAGAAGAAAUUGUGAAUAGCAAGUGAAUAGUGGUGCCACUUUUGGUCUAGGAAAAAAGUAGAAAAAUUAUUAGUACCCUCCCCCACUCCACCCUACCCAGAUUCCUUCUUGUUACAGGCACAAUAUUGCAUGCCCGCUUGCUCACAAUACUGUUCCAACAUGGACUGAUGAGCAUCCCUAGCAUUAAGCAAUAACUUGCAAUAAGCAGUAUUAUUGUCGUCUUGAUAAACAUCUUCCUCUGUAACUCGUUCAGAUGGAGAAUCCUCCUAUGGAACACUGUCUGCAUGCAAGGCAAAGCCCAAAAUUUGAUAUCAGCUCUGUAACGGAGGAGUGAUGUCUCCUGAUAUGAAAGUGACGGCAGCCCACAUAUUAUGGGCUGUAAGAUAACUCUUAUUAAAGGCUGCUUUUCAGUGUCAAAUUGCGUUUAGGGUCUGGUAUGUGCAAUGGUAAUUAAUUACCAUCGCUAAAUUUGGUAGGAAAAAUAACUAUCUUUUGAGUAAAAAUUAAAAUGCCAUCGUGAUAGAUUCUUCCAUUUGAGAAGUAUUAACAGAUCUCAAACUCUUUUGUUCUUUGUUGCCACUUUAAAGAGGCACAGUGGCAUAACAACAAAGUAUAUGCAUUUACCUGUGGGGGCAUGUUUUGAAAUUCCUUUGAAACUUUUUGUGCCAGCAAAAACUUAAAUCCUGUUGAUCCAACAGCUGCAGCUUAUAAAUCUUGCUAAAUGAGACUGUUUCCCUUGAAAGAACUGCAAGUUGCAGUAUCUAGUCAGGAGGCUGAAGUGGCCUCGCACUUCCCACAUUAUCUCUCAUCUAAGCAUAAGUAAUUGUAAUUGUAAUGUGUCCCAUCGAUGUUCCACAGUGAAUUUAGUGUAGAAUAGUUCUAUUGGAGGACUGAGUAUUAUUUAUGUACCAACCGAAAUUGUUUGUUGUUCAAAUGUAAAAAAAUCUUACAUACGUACAUUUGUUCAUUCACCUGUCAACAUUCCAUAGUUCAUGUACCAUGUCAAAAUUGCAUGAGGGACUUGUGUAUCUCUCAUUAUUAUGCAUCGAUUUUUCAACAUGUGAGAUUUGCGGACCAAUAAUUAACAGGAGCUCCGACUGUUCCUGCAGUGAAACUAAGAGCAUGUAUGCUGCCUUUUUAUUACUCCCCUGGGAGUAAUUUCUCCAUGCUGUCUGUUCCCUGAGGGCAGGUGUUGAAAUGUUACUAGUUGCUUUAAGGUUACUAAUAUUUAUUUGUAAGAAUGUAUUUUAUUUUCCUGUGUUCAUUUUUUAAAUUUUUUUUAAGUAUGUGGUUAAGAGAUGUCGCCAAAUUGAAAAGCGGAAUAACUACUUUAAGUUCCUACCAUUUUGUUUUUACUGAACUGAUGUUUGAUGUUCCCAGUGCUUGUAGGGUUUGCUCUUAGUUUCGCCUGCAUCAUAAGAUGACAGUGGAAAUUGUAGGCAUAAUUUGAAAUGCCUGCAGGUCACAAAUGUAUGGUCACAAGUGUGCUUUGCCUCUAUAGAGGUUAAAAUUUUUUUGAGUGUUAAAUCCUUUUGUAAUACUGUAGAUACAACUGCCUACAUGAAAAUCGGGAACUGCAGGUAUUAUUACUCUGUGUAUACAUGAUAGUCUUUCCCAACUCUGAAGUACUUUUUGAACAUUCUCUGCAAAACCCAAGACAUGGACUUCUACAGCCCAUGAUCACAGUUAUAGGAAAACUUACAGCAAUUUUGGUUUAACUUAAAACUUCAUUUGUUAGCUUUACAGGUGUAGAUAAACAAUGCAAUACAUUGUUUUCUGUGUCAGGUUGUGUUGUGAUGAUAUGUAUGUUUUCUUGCAAAGUGUGACCAGUAAUGUAAUUUGUUCUUUAACGGAAAAAAAGCGUUCUGUAUGUUCUUUUGUAGUGAUAAUUCAAAGACUGAGGCAGGUGUUUCUUACGAAUACAUGUAUAGUUGAAGUUUUUGUUUGUAUCCUAGAAUGGAUGUAAGACUGGAUGCUAAUAAAGCAGCCAGCUUUCAUAGGGUAAGAUAAAGGGUUUUCGCAGAGAAUUAAUCCCAAGCAGAAGGGAGAUAUGAGUACAUUUGUGAUAUAAUUUAUAAGCUUGUUAAGCUUAGCAAGUAAUUUAAUUUGUCAGUAAAAGUUAAAUUUAUUUUCCAUGGUGCCAUUUACCAUGCUCAUAACUCCGAUAUUAAUGGUUAUAUCUACUCUUUGUUCAUAUGUUCCUUUUGCUUGGGUGACAAUACCCUUUUAUAAUAUUAAAACAGCAAUAAGUGUUUUAAGGAAAGAAAGGAUGAAACCCUCUAUUUUUGUAUUUAAUUCUAAAUGAUAAGAGCAAAUAAAGUUUGUAUUUUUUCUUUGAAAGUCUCUCUUGUGGUGUUCAUGCAGGCACCACAAUGAAGGAAAAUAUUUUAAAAGAGAGGGUUGGUCUGAAAACAGAAAAAACAACAAAAAACAGAACUAUGUACUCCUUAUCCUUACUUCUACUAGUUAUUUCUGUUUUUGGUGGUUUGUCGUAUUUUAAAAGUUGUAGUAAUAAGUACACUUUACUAGUUCCUUAGUGUUAGAUGUUUUUUGUAGUCUGUGUGUAGUAGUAGUGGGGCUGGAUGGACUGCCAUCUGGUAGCAAAUACUUGCACUUGUAGAGCAGUUCUGAAUAAAGUAGUUUCAUAGUA
Messenger RNA from Schistocerca americana (American grasshopper), 4333 nucleotides. RefSeq names its product RNA-binding protein Musashi homolog 2 (gene msi). The transcript is spliced from 5 exons. The record is from RefSeq and is a predicted model, not a curated record. Bases 516 to 1577 code for a protein of 353 amino acids. Lineage: Eukaryota; Metazoa; Arthropoda; Insecta; Orthoptera; Acrididae. Gene Ontology annotation, cellular component: cytoplasm. Gene Ontology annotation, molecular function: RNA binding.